AUGCUAGCCGGCGACCCUUCUAAAUCCUCCUUCGCCUGCCCCGGCACAAACACCGCAGAAAUCAACAAUCUCCCUCCAUACAACUGUCCCAAUGGCCUACGAGCACAAGUCUUCUUCCCAAGCUGCUGGAAUGUCAAAGACCUCGACACUCCGGACCACAUAUCACACAUGAGCUAUCCUCUCAGUGAAACCUACAACUCGGUCCUCUACGACACUUCACGCUUCCAGGAUGAAUGGUUCGACGAGCACCACCCUUUUGUCUUUGCAAAUGGUGACCCGACUAGCUAUGGUUUCCAUGGCGACUUUAUAAAUGGCUGGGACGUGGCCGUGCUGCAGAACGCAAUCGACACCUGCCCCGACAACUCCGGCGCCGUGGAAAACUGUAGAGCAGUAACCAUGUUCACCCCCGAACAAUGCAACGCCUGUAAAAUUCCCACCACGGUCAGAGAAGAAACAGCCGGGAUGUUGGACAAGUUACCAGGUCGCAAUCCCGUUACGCCGGGCCCAGAUCCAGCGCCCUAUUUACCGUGCUCAGACGACACGGUCGCACUUGGUCAUUGGACAACAAACUUCAUCGAUCUGACCGCAGAGGGCUGGGCGUACCUAGGCUGCGGAACAGACGACGUUGCAAAUCGUGCAUUGCCUGCUCCAAACGCGUGGACAUAUAACCCCAACAUGACAGUCGAGUCAUGCAUCACGCACUGCACUGCCUCGUCCUCGUCCAAAUCAUUUACCUACGCGGCGCUAGAAAACGGCAACGAGUGUUUCUGUGGCCCAGGAUUGAGCGGGAACCAUGCACCGCAGAACGGGCAUCAUGGGUUCGUGCACAAUGAAGUGUACUGGUGGUCAAAGCCAGAUUUGUGGUGCGGCGGGAGCGAUGAGUGUGUAUCGGAAGUGUGA
Plenodomus lingam JN3 is the source of this 900-nucleotide messenger RNA. RefSeq lists its product as uncharacterized. NCBI's taxonomy places the organism in Eukaryota, Fungi, Ascomycota, Dothideomycetes, Pleosporales, Leptosphaeriaceae. The record is from RefSeq and is a predicted model, not a curated record.